UGGGUUACUUAAGUACAGUUAAGUGAAUAGGUGUUCCUGCUGAAUAUAAAAAGUGGCCCUUUGUCAUCUUGUCUAUCAGUCUCGGGCUUCAGUGUAAACCAUUGUUUCAUACUUGACAUUUCACUAUAAUUGUCUGAAAUGGUUUCAUUGCUUUUGAUAUGGGGAAUAGUGGUGAUUCUGUGCUUAAUGCUAUGGCUUGUUCUGGGAAUAAGGAGGAGACGUCCAAGUGAGCCACCCUUGGAGAAUGGGCUACUGCCUUAUCUUGGCUGUGCUUUGCAGUUUGGCGCUAAUCCUCUCAACUUCCUCAGGACAAGACAAAAAAAAUAUGGUCCCAUUUUUACUUGCAAAUUGGCUGGAAAAUAUGUUCAUUUUCUCACUGAUCCCUUUUCCUAUCAUGCAGUGAUGGGACAUGCAAGACACCUGGACUGGAAAAAGUUCCAUUUUGCAAUCUCUGCAAAGGCAUUUGGACAUGGUAGUAUUGACCCAAAUGAUGGAAACACCACUGAGAAUAUACACCAGACCUUCACCAGAAACCUGCAGGGUAACGCCUUAACCUUUCUCACUGAGUCUAUGAUGGAAAACCUGCACUAUGUCAUGGUAGAACCAAAUGCAUCGAGAACUGACUCCAGUGACUGGGUAACUGAUAAGCUUUAUGAAUUCUGCUGCCGUGUGAUGUUUGAAGCUGGGUUCCUAACACUGUUUGGUACAGACUUUAACCCAGUAGGCCAUGACAAGGGCCUUUCUGCCAACCAAGAAGCCCACAGAGCCUUUAUCCUCAGUGCCCUGGAGAACUUCAAGGCAUUUGACCAAGUCUUUCCAGCCCUUGUGGCAGGCCUACCAAUCCACCUGUUCAAAAGUGCCCACAGCGCACGAGAGAAGCUGGCUGAUGCUCUGUUCCACAAGACCCUUAAAAAAAGAGACAACAUCUCUGAGCUCAUUUCCCUCCGCAUGUUCUUCAAUGAUACUCUCUCCACUUUUGAUGAAAAGGAAAAAGCAAAGACCCACCUUGCAGUCCUGUGGGCUUCACAGUCUAACACAAUACCUGCGACCUUUUGGACUUCAUUCUAUCUUAUUAGGAAUCCAAAAGCAAUGGAAGCAGCUAUUAAAGAAGUGCAAAGGGUGUUAGAAAAUGCUGACAUAAAGAUUGACUCGACCAGGAAACCUAUUUCUUUGAAUCGAAAACAGCUGGAUGACAUGCCUAUAUUAGAUAGUGUUAUCAAGGAAGCAAUAAGGCUCUCCAGUGCAUCUAUGACAGUCAGAGUUGCUAAGGAAGAUUUCGUUUUGCAAUUAGGCAGCAACUCCUACAAUAUCCGCAAAGAUGACACCAUAGCUCUUUAUCCCCAGCUGUUGCAUUUUGAUCCAGAAAUCUACUCUGAUCCCCUGACAUACAAGUAUGACCGCUAUCUUGAGGAAAAUGGAAAGGAAAAGACCACUUUUUACCGCAAUGGUCGCAAAUUAAAAUAUUAUUAUAUGCCUUUUGGAAUAGGACUUGCAAAAUGUCCUGGAAGAUUAUUGGCUGUUCAUGAAAUUAAACAAUUUUUGACUUUAUUGCUAUCUUAUUUUGAAGUGGAGCUUCUUGACAAGAAUGUGACAAGCCCGUCUUUAGACCAAUCGCGGGUAGGACUUGGUGUUUUACAACCCGCAAGUGACAUUGAUUUCAAGUACAGAUUAAAAUGCCUAUGAAUGUGUGGAAGAAAAACGUUGUUUGUGUAUUUGGUCCCCACAGGGGUAAAAAUUUCAUGCAAUGAUGGCAAUGGAAUGCAUUAGGAGGAAUAAUGAGGGCUGGGAGAAACUAUGACUGUUGCUUAAUAUGGUUUGUACAGAAAAUGUUUACUUUUUUAUAGGCUCAAAAAUAACAAGAAAUACUAUACA
Lacerta agilis (Sand lizard) is the source of this 1872-nucleotide messenger RNA. Its product is annotated as cytochrome P450 7A1. Gene Ontology annotation, molecular function: heme binding; steroid hydroxylase activity; iron ion binding. NCBI's taxonomy places the organism in Eukaryota, Metazoa, Chordata, Lepidosauria, Squamata, Lacertidae. The transcript is spliced from 6 exons. Gene Ontology annotation, biological process: bile acid biosynthetic process; cholesterol homeostasis. The record is from RefSeq and is a predicted model, not a curated record. The coding region runs from base 139 to 1683 and encodes 514 amino acids.